Akanthomyces muscarius is the source of this 768-nucleotide messenger RNA. RefSeq lists its product as uncharacterized. Lineage: Eukaryota; Fungi; Ascomycota; Sordariomycetes; Hypocreales; Cordycipitaceae. The transcript has a single exon. The coding region runs from base 1 to 768 and encodes 255 amino acids. The record is from RefSeq and is a predicted model, not a curated record. Gene Ontology annotation, molecular function: oxidoreductase activity, acting on the CH-OH group of donors, NAD or NADP as acceptor.
AUGUCCGCGCGAUAUCUCGAGUCUCUUUUCGGUCUCAACGGCCACCUUGCGCUCGUGACUGGAGCCAGCUCAGGCAUUGGCCGGGCCAUGGCACUGGCUCUCGGCCUGGCUGGGGCAAAAGUGGUGCUCGUUGCUCGUCGCGCAGAGCCUCUCCACGCCGCCGUUCAGCAAUUUCGCGACCAGGGCGUCGACGCCGCCGGCCUGGCCCACGACGUGCGAAGCACCGAAGCGAUCAAGUCCGCCGUGCUGUCUGCAUACGGACUGCCGAGCAUCCUGGUCAACGCCGCCGGCGUCAACACGCGGGUCCACAUGAGCGACCUCACGCAGGAGCACUGGGACGAGACCAUGGCCGUCAACCUCACGGCGGCGUUUCGGCUGGGCCAGGCCUUUGGGCCGGCCAUGGCGGAGCGCGGCCGCGGCCGCAUCAUCAACGUCGUGAGCCAGCAGUCGCUGCGCGCCUUUGGCAACAGCAGCGUGUACGGCGUCUCCAAGGCCGGGCUGGCUGGGCUUACACGCUCCCAGGCGGAGGCCUGGUCGCCGCGGGGCGUGCUGUGCAAUGCCGUCGCGCCGGGGUUUGUGGAAACACCGCUGACGGCGGCGGCGUGUGCGGAGGAGGGUGUCGUCGCAAAGCACGUUGCGAGGACCAUGGUGGGCAGAAACGGCGUGCCGGGCGACUUUGCAGGAGCCGCUGUGUACUUGGCCAGCAGGGCAAGCGAUGCAGUUACGGGCACGGUACUGUUCGUGGAUGGUGGGUAUAAUGCGACGUAA